AUGAAAGUCGGUGAGAUACUCGAGUGUCAUUGUUCUCCACCUGCAUGCGGAGUAGUAUAUUUACCCGCAAUCCUGGGAGCACUCGACGGUUCCUCUCAGAGUGUUCUCCCUGACGAAAUCAAAUGCAUCAAGCAAGACGUCUCAAAUCAACUCAGUCCAUCUCCAACACGACCACCGCUACCUACUCAUACAACAGCGACAAGAACUCCCCCUACUCGACCACCCGCAACGUGGUUCCCACCCCCACAACCACAACCACAGCCGUUCCCGUUCCCCACAUGGGUACCAACAGUUCGUACUCCAGCUACACUACCGUGGAAACCGCCGACCUUUCCUGUUACACCGUGGAAACCAUCAACACGUCCUCCACUUACAACACCGUCGAGACCACCAGUACGUCCUUCACUUCCAAUACCGUCGAUACCACCAGUGCGUCCUCCACCUACAACACCCUCGAGACCACCACUAACUACUCGGUCCACAUUAUCGACUCAGUCAUCGCAACCUAUUCCAACAUCAGUAUCUACCGAAUCUACUGGUAAGGUGUAUUAUGCCUACUUUUAUUUUUAG
Cooperia oncophora is the source of this 570-nucleotide messenger RNA. NCBI's taxonomy places the organism in Eukaryota, Metazoa, Nematoda, Chromadorea, Rhabditida, Trichostrongylidae. The record is from the annotation of a GenBank genome assembly.